UGGCUGCGUGUCCAGCCCACGGGACUUCCCUGGCGCGCGCCAUGAGUCAUGCCGACCCCGAGACCUGGCGCGCCCACUCGCCGUGGACUGAAGGGCGGAGGUCAGGGCUGGGCAAAAGCCGAGCUGGGCUCAGUCCACCCUGUGGUUCGAGCUUAAACAGAGUCUAGCUUCAGAGAACCUGCUCCAGCCAGUUACAAGCCCGCUCCGCCUCCUGCGCAAACCCGCAAAGCUAGGCCCCAUGCUGCGCUGUCAGAAGCCCACUCCCCCUGGCCUCCUGGAAUGGUGCUCCCCGUCAGAGCAGGACCUGCAGGGACCCCAGGGUCUGCCCUUGACACUUGGUGAUGUCUGCUUGUGGCCACACGCCCGCUUGCCUCUAUCAGACACUGAGCCAGCAGAGCCCAGAACCCGGGACAGAAGUGUGUGAAGUGCAAGGAAGGCCUGCCUGUGGUGGUGAUCCGGGCUGGAGACGCCUUCUGCAGGGACUGUUUCAAGGCGUUGUACGUCCACAAGUUCAGGGCCAUGCUGGGGAAGAACAGGCUGAUCUUCCCAGGAGAGAAGGUGCUCUUGGCGUGGUCUGGGGGGCCUUCGUCCAGCUCCAUGGUCUGGCAGGUCCUUGAGGGCCUGAGUCGAGAUUCUGCCAAGAGGCUGCGUUUCGUGCCAGGGGUUAUCUACGUUGAUGAGGGAGCCACCUGUGGCCAGAGCCCCGAGGACAGAGCAAAAACUCUGGCGGAGGUGAAGCUGGUCCUGCAGACCACUGGCUUCCCGUGGCACAUUGUGGCCUUGGAAGAGGUGUUCAGCCUGCCACCCUCCGUGCUGCGCUGCUCUGCCCAGGAGCCACUGGGGACGGAGAGCGCCUACAAGGCGGCCGUGGACAGCUUCCUGCAGCAGCAGCACGCACUGGGCGCCGAUGGGGUGGAGCGGCAGAGCCAGCACUGCGCCCAGGACCCCCACAGCCCCGCUGGGCCACCCACGACUGCCCAGACCCAGGCAAUGUCCAGGUUGUUUGACUCAGUGAAGACACUCACGGCCAAGGAGGAACUUCUGCAGACCCUGCGGACCCACUUGAUUCUCCAUGUGGCCCGGAACCACGGCUACUCCAAGGUCAUGACGGGGGACAGCUGCACCCGCCUGGCCAUCAAGCUCAUGACCAGCCUGGCGCUGGGGAGAGGGGCCUUCCUCGCCUGGGACACGGGCUUCUCAGACGAGCGACAUGGCGACGUGGUGGUGGUACGGCCCAUGCGUGAGCACACGCUGAAGGAGGUUGCCUUCUACAACCGCCUGUUUGCCGUGCCCUCCGUCUGCACACCGGCCCUGGACACCAAGGCACCCGAGAAGGCCAGCAUCCACCGGCUGAUGGAGACCUUCAUCCUCAGACUGCAGGCCCAGUUCCCCUCCACAGUUAGCACCGUGUACAGGACAAGCGAGAAGCUGGUCAAGGCCCCCAGGGACGGCUGUGUCGCCGGCCCCCGCUGCCUGCUCUGCAUGUGCACGCUGGACGUCGACACCGCUGACAGUGCCACGGCUUUUGGGGCUCAGACCUCACAUCUACCCCAGAUGCAGCCCCCUGUCACACAGGCCGGGGUGGCUGCCGGGCCCUGCUGCUGUGCUGGAAUGGGUGGGGGCCCCGGCUGCUACAGGGGGGAGGACCCCCGGGCCCAGGUCAUGGAGCAGCUGUGCUACGGCUGCCGAGUGAACAUGAAGGACUUGCCCUCCUUGGAGCUCUUGCCACCCUAUAUCCUGUCUGAGGCCCAGAUCCGCAGCCAGAGGGCCACAGCCGAGCAGGAGGUCCAGGAGUACCUGCUGGGGGACAGCGAAGACGAGGCCAGGACUAGCGAGAGCUGAGCUCGCGGACCAGCGCCGGGGACAGGAGAC
Capra hircus (goat) is the source of this 1872-nucleotide messenger RNA. RefSeq names its product cytosolic thiouridylase subunit 2 (gene CTU2). Gene Ontology annotation, biological process: tRNA wobble position uridine thiolation. Gene Ontology annotation, molecular function: sulfurtransferase activity; tRNA binding. Gene Ontology annotation, cellular component: cytosol. The coding region runs from base 520 to 1842 and encodes 440 amino acids. The transcript has 16 exons. NCBI's taxonomy places the organism in Eukaryota, Metazoa, Chordata, Mammalia, Artiodactyla, Bovidae. The record is from RefSeq and is a predicted model, not a curated record.